This is a messenger RNA of Chelonia mydas (Green sea turtle), 987 nucleotides long. It is a transcript of the gene BRI3, whose product is annotated as brain protein I3. The transcript is spliced from 3 exons. The record is from RefSeq and is a predicted model, not a curated record. Lineage: Eukaryota; Metazoa; Chordata; Testudines; Cheloniidae. Bases 323 to 730 code for a protein of 135 amino acids.
GUCACCGCUGAUCGCUGGCGAAGGAGGAGGGGGGAGAGUCGCGUCACGUGAGCUCAGUCUUGUGACUGGCCCGAGCGCUGGGAGCCGCCGCGGCAGCGGGCACGUUGCUGCUGCUGCUGGUCUGCCUGGCUGGGGGCGCCUGGGCUCCGUUCCCCCCGCCGAUGCGCUGGGUGCGGGGGCGGCUGGCUUGGCGGAGAGCCCCUCGCUAGCGGCUCGCUUCCCCCCUCCGGCCGGGGGGCGGCACAGGGAAAGUUGGGCGUCGGGGCGCCGCCUCCUCUCCCCCCGCGGGGUCUCUGCGCUGCUCCCCCCGCCGCGCCCCAGCAUGGAUAACAAGCCUCUUCUGCAGGAGCGGCCCCCCGCCUACACCCCGGCCUCGCAGGGGGGCGACUUCGGACAGAGCAACUACGGGGCCAUCCCCCCUCCUCAGCCGGGCUUCCAGCCUCCUCCGCCCUACCCCUACCCCAGCGCUGCCGCCGCCGCCCCUGCAGGAUAUGCUGCACCACCACCACAGCAUAACUAUCCUAAUAUGUACACCAUCAUUCAACAGCCAGCUACCACCACCUCCGUUGUAGUGGUUGGAGGUUGCCCUGCCUGCAGAGUUGGUGUAUUGGAGGACACCUUCACCUGUCUUGGCGUCUUGUGUGCCAUCGUAUUCUUUCCCAUUGGAAUUCUGUUUUGUCUUGCUCUGAGGCAACGAAGAUGUCCUAACUGUGGGGCAACUUUUGGUUAAGGGAUCAACCUGAACAGGCUUAUGGAGGCCACAUCUAUUGUAGUACUUGUUUCUAAUGUAAAUGUCAUGUACAAUCACUUUAUUUGAUUAUGCUUCAGACCUGUUUUGUAAAGUGUGAUGAAAUUAUAGUCUUGCAUGUGAUAAACUUAAUCAGUUUUAUGAGCAUGUGCAUUGCAAAACAUGAAAACCCCCCUUGUUUCCAUGUUGAAUGGCAUCUUUAAACUUAAAUAAAACUGCUUCUCUUUUUGCAAUCUUCA